Ornithodoros turicata is the source of this 29451-nucleotide messenger RNA. RefSeq lists its product as uncharacterized. The coding region runs from base 98 to 29326 and encodes 9742 amino acids. The record is from RefSeq and is a predicted model, not a curated record. NCBI's taxonomy places the organism in Eukaryota, Metazoa, Arthropoda, Arachnida, Ixodida, Argasidae. The transcript has 14 exons. Gene Ontology annotation, molecular function: protein binding.
GCGCCUUGGAAGCUUUCGGUUAGAUGACACAGCCUUCUGUGGGCAUAUCUUGUGACCGAAGGUCCAGGCUGCCAUAGGAGCAAGUGGCGCGGAAACAAUGGAGCCGCCGUGUUCUGGGAGUUCUGCUCGACCAUAUGUGGACAUCAUCGUCGACGAUCAGGCUUUUCGGAUAGAGCGAGAGCUGCUGACCAAUUGCAGCCCAUUCUUCAAGCGCACAUUCGAGAAGGAUGAGAACAGAAAGAAAAACAAAUUGAAACUCUCCGGUGUUUCUGCUGCUACUUUCAAGAUUCUACUGCAGUACAUGAACACAGGUCAAUUCAUCGUGACACCAGAAAACGUGACUGAUGUUUUCAGCGCAGCCUUCCGCUUGCACAUGUCAGAGGUCGUCAAAAAGUGCAUACAGAUGGAAACUGAGGCGACUCCGAUGGGACAACAGAUGUUGAUGUACUCUGCUGCACGGAGGCUGAAUCUCGAAGAUGAGGAGAGGCGGUCCUUCAAUUUCUUGACGUCUCACUUCACGUCUGUCGCUACUACCAAGGAAUUCCUCGAGAUGGAAAUGGAGGAUGUUAUGCAGCUCAUAUCAGCCGACACCAUAGGCUGCCGUCGUGAAAUGGAAGUGUUCGAAGCUGCCAUGCGAUGGCUGAAUUACUUCCCUGAGCAACGUUACAAGCAAGGGGACAUACUUAUGAACAAAGUGCGGUUCGACAACAUAAACCUCCAAGAACUGCACCAAUGUCUCGAAUGUCCGGGGGUCUCCGACAUGGGCGACGUCAGCAGAAAAAUCGUCAGUGCCAUCAGCGCAAGGCUCACCAACCCAAGAGGCGGUAUCAACAGGAAAAGGAGGCUGUACAAGCCACUGCCAGAAGUGCCCAUUAUAUCUGCCACUGCCCACGCGAAGGACGACUCGCACUCAACGACCACAAAAGCGGUCCCACAAUCUGUCGAUCCCACGAGUGGCACCUGCACAUCAGAUCGUUCCUGGAAGGAUAAAGCAAGCCGUAGCAAAGGUGCUUGCCUGGUGACCAAAGAGCCUUCAAAGGGAGGCUUCGCAACCCAGCAAACAUCUAAUGUCGACAAAGAUAAUGACCAUAAACAUGAGUCCUUCAUCGCUGGACGUCAUUCAAGAUUCUACUAUGACAGUUUCUCCCACUAUACUCAGCCGCAGCGUCAAACAGGCAACGUCAACGCAUGCAAUCAGGAUCUUGACAAUUCUGGAUCACUUAUUGAAGAAGAAACGCAGGCGAUGCGACGCAUGCAGUCUCAGUUAGAGGAAGUACAUACAAUCCGCAGAGUGAAAAAAGCAAAAUCGCGACCCGGCGCUGGUUCACAAAACUUGGAAGAGGACAGUUUACUCGUCUCACGAGACAAGAAGAGCGUUCCGGCACCAAUGCCAGUCAUGGGCGUACCAGUUCAACCAGAAAGGUUCUUCCUGGAAACACCAAGAGUCGUUUCCUUCCCAUGUAGGACGCCAUUAGAAGAUAUAAAAGUGCCAGCUUCAGAAGGGCCGCACGAGGAAGCGGAGAUGAGGACACCUGAACUCUGUUCCAUGUCUUCGGGUCACUCCGUAGGUGAAGUUCCAUACACUGACGAAGCACGCACUGCCAGUCCAAUGUCCGGUGAUGCAUGCUCCGUUAUGUCGGCCGUUUCAACCAGACCUUCCAGUGUUUCCUUGGGUGAAUUACGUGCCCUUUCUGAAUAUGCAGAGUCUUCUAGUGCGCGCACCGAACUUAGCUUGUCUUCUGUGUCUAUGUACAGCCUUCCCAUAGAGGAGCAGUCGCAACCGGAGAUAUUUCGAAGGGUGUCGAGCGUUAGCAGCGACAACAAACAAUUGCAAAGUAGUGCUUCGAGCACCGAGAGUAAAAACUCAGAAAAAUCGUUUCCCGCCAUCUUUUCCGGUGACUGCACUGAGUUGUCAGACUACAAGACUGGUGGAUCAGAAAUGAAGUCUUUUGAAGCUACAAAAAUUUUAGAUGCGCUUGGGAUGUCGGGUACCGUUAAUGUCACGAAGAUUGCUUCGAUUGAGGGUGCUUUGUUUCACCGCACAAUUGGUGAAAUGACUCCCUUGUGUCCUGCAAAGAAAGAGAGCAUUGUUCAGAUGGAAGUCGACGUUACGGCAGGAGGAUUUGAAACGCCCGAUGUCAUGAGCGUUACCGACAUUACUCAAAACGAAGGCGAUACGAAGACUCUUGAAGAAGGACCUGCUACGCCGUUCUGUGACCCAGUUGACAGCCUUUCCAAGCUGUCACCCAUGCACAUGGGUCAUCUUGUGCAGGAAAAUGCAAUACGUCCAUCACCAUUUCAACCUCGUAGAACAGAACAAUGGAUCGCCCCACAGUUGCUCACCGACUAUAAGCUAGGUCGCCUUGCAGAGACGAUCAACGCAUCUCAGAGAGAGGUUUGUGUGCUUGUGACGCAUACAAAGCCCAUACGAUUUGCCCAAGCCGUCGCAGAGCAGAGAGAUUCCCUGGACAUUCUGGGAAGUAUCGGUGGCAUUGAUGGAACUCAAGAAUCAUCCAGUUCACACGAUGGAGUUCAAGUUCCUGACGGGAAUGUACUCGAGCUUGCAGAUCACGUUCCUCUACUACACGACGAUUCAGAGCAUCGCUAUGGCGAGGACACAAGUGAGGGUGAGGCGCGACAGAGUGUGUACGAUCCACGAAGUUCUGCAGAAAUCGUAUCGUAUCCACCUGAAAUUAGCAGCACUCACGGUGGGCUCCCACUGGCUGAGUUUCCCAGUCAGGACAAUUUUGGAACUCCACAAGGUACGCUGUCUUUUGAUGUACCUUCGAAUGAACUGGUUGCGCGGGACAUCGAUCGCACGACUGCUGCACCUGCCGAGCUCUACGAUGCCAGUAGGCCCUUUGAAAUGCUUCCGAGCCAUCUGACUGAUAGCCCAGCAGAACCACUGGUGCACCAAGAGAUUGUAGAGGAAGAGAAAGCGCGAGGACCUGCCGAGGGCACAGUUUCGCAAGAUAUUCGUCACGGAAGGGAGGCUGAGUCACCAGAUGAGCCAACUGUCACAGAAGUCGGGAAGAGAAGCGAAGAAUUGAAGGAAAGUGACGAAAGCGAGCCUGGCCUUCCGCAUCUUGAAAUUGAAAGUCUUCCUUCGGAAGACGAAAGCUCAGAUAGGGGUGAAGUGAGGGCAUUGCUAGCACACGCACUGUCACCUCCAGUGAAAGCCUCUGAAAAGGCACUCGAACCGUUUACGGAGGCAACUGGAAGCGAAAUAGUAGAGAGGUUAGAAUUUGAAGAUCGGGACCUGUAUGACACUCAUCCGCACAAGGCACCUGAUGCACCUUCGGGUGAGACCACUCAGCUAGCACUCCACACGUCGGCCACGAGCAGAGAAAUGCUAUCUUACACACCAGGCAGUGCUGAGUCAAUACCUUACGACGCAAUAGAAGGGAAAGAUAAACCGAACGUCGGUACGAAACAACAUGAAGUACACUUGGAUGCUUUCCAGGCGGAACCAGUGGAAAGUGCUGAACUUGUGCCGCUACGAACAGAUGAAGACAAGGAUGUGAUGUCGUACGACCUGACUGAAACUACUGCAUAUGAAGCCGUGAGACCAGUAAUUGAGAAUAAACUAACGGAACACACACCCUUUGAGAUAAGGAAACCGACUGAGCGACAAAGUGUCGUUAAAGGUGCUGUGUAUUCGACACCGGGGCAGGCAGAGGGAUACGCAAUAGUUGAGCGCACAGGCAACGAGACUCCAGAAACGCUUCAAAAGUACGAAAUGACGGAACACGAGAAACCUCAGCCGCCAGCGUCACUGAAAGCGCAAGAGAUGGCGCAGCCCACGGUAGAAAAUACACCGGUAGAGAAACAGACCAACGAACUGUCCGAGCAGAUUGAGCACCCGGCAUCGGCGCGGGUAGAAGAGGCUGAACUAACCGAACAGGUGACCUUUGAGUCACCGAAAGCGAGAGACGUAAACGAGGUAGCAGAAAGCACGGGAUAUGAAACCCCGAAACCGACUGAAAAUACUGCAAUUGCAAAGCCCAAAACACGCGAAGUUCUGAAACAUAUCGACGAGGAUAAACUUGCUGUUAACGCAAUACAUGUUUCGUCACAACCUGUGGAAUCAACAAAACCCAUAAAGGUGAACGAAGUUGUAGAGUGGGCGGCGCAUGGAGCACUGCAACCGGUACAGGAAAAGAAAAUCGUCGAGCGCACGAUAGGUGAGACAUCAAAACAACCCACAGAGGACUAUGCAGUAGAGCACGCGGUAAGUGAAAAAGUUGAAUCCACUGGCGCCAAUGAACUUGUAAGCCUUGGGGGUCAGACGCAGACUCAGGCGCCGAUAGAAGCAAGGAGGCAUGAACUUGAUCGGAGGGAACAUGGUCCUCUUGAAGAGAGUGGACAGCAUGCAAUAGAGCAUGCAGCACAUGAGUCAUCGCGGCUUUCAGAACAUGAACUUGCUCUGCACACGGGAUACGAGACACCUGUAUUGACAGAAGAGACAUCGAGAAUGACAGAGCACGAAGUUGCACAGCCAGCAACGUAUCAGGUACCGGACGUUGCGGGAAAGCAUGGACAUCAUGAGCACCUGGCGGGUGCAAUGCAAGAAGGCGAGAACAAGGUGACAGAAUACACAAGGCAUGAGCUACAAAUUGACAAUGUACACGACCUUGCCGAACACAUGUUGCCGGAGCCGCUGAAACCAAAAGACACAAACUCAGUAUUAGUCAAGCAAGAUGAAACACAUCUCGAACCACAUUUCCAAAGCUUUCACGUAGAUCUAAGUGAACAGCUGGAGCCUCGGGCUGAAGAUGUCUCUGCUGCAGGGCUUGUCGAUAAAGAGAUCAGUAGCAACACUGCCCUGGAACAGGCUCGCCGUAGUGUGGAUCAGCCACAAGGCGCUGAAAACAAACGUGAACCCGACCUUGAGCAACAUUGGGUUACUGAACCCCAAAAUGACGCGCAUAUAACGGAGAUUCAGCACCCUACAACUGAUAUUAGUGAAGUCACAGCCAAGACUCCAGACGUGGCGUCAAACACUAUGGUCGAUUCUUGUGAAUCUUUUCAGAGCACUAUGUCCAAAGUUCCCGACGACGAGACAGUUGUAGCUGUCUUGCAGGAAGCAAAACAAGAGUCACUAGUGGAGGCUGCAGAAGAGCCUGAACCAAUCGUGAAAAAACCAGAUGUCUACCAAGUCAUGGAAGCACAAGAUGAGCAUGAUAUGGUAUUGAGUGAAGCGAACUCAGUUAACCAUAUGUAUCAACAGCUAGUCUCACUUCUACAGGACGAUGUCAUCUGUGCGCAUGGUGAACUGGGACGAGACGAAAUACGUUCACCGGUAGGCAGGAAGAACAGUGCUUCCGUAUUCAGCUCUGACGCGGAGUUACCCUCCGCUGGUUCGUCAACCGUGCGUACCAUCAGUUCCAGUGCACUGCCAAAGGAUGAUGACAUCUCGGACACAUCCGAAGGUGUUCCAGCUGUACCUUCCCACCUAUUUGAGGACCACAGGAAGGACAGAAGUGGCGAUGUAAUCGUUCAGACCGCGAGCGUCUUAAAUCCUGAAAUACAAUCGCCUCACGACUCACAGCACACAGGUGAGCAGACAACAGCUGAAGGAAAUAUCGAGAUACACCCGACCCGGUCUGCGGAGUUUGCACCGUCUCAGGCUAAUAAGGACAACCAAUCGGAGCACGACGUUGCUGAUUUGCGUGACGGCACAGUGCAGGAUGAAAAUACUGGAGAAACUUUCAAGGAGGCCGACUCAUCAAUGGCUAUUCAACAGACCAGUAGUCUGGCGACAAAUUUUAUUAAAACGGAGUUCAACAGAAACAAUCCGACAGACUUAUCAGUGGCAUCGAUUAACCCCGGAGGCCCUUAUUUUUUACACAAAACCAGAAUUGUCGCAAUGACUCCCACACACUCGGUUGAAUUAGUUGAAGAAAACAUUACUAGGGAACGCUUACAAACCACCAUCACUGAAGAGGUGGAAGUAGCAUCCGAGAGUAUGGAGAAACCGGGCGAGAAACCGGCCGAGACACCACCUGACGCUGCGAAUCCUGGUGGUCCCGAGAAUAAUGACGAGGGCAACAACGCUAAAGAUGAUGAGGCGGAAGGGCAGAAAGAACACGCAGAAAAGCGAAAGAACACGAGACUCAGCAAAUUGGGUUCCAAACAACCCGUCUUUUCACGCACCCGUAUCUACGCCGGCGGCUCAUCUCAUAAGUUGGAGUUACUGAACGAAAAGACUGCCAUCAAUGACAAGGAACUUCAUGCCUUAAAUAACGAAUCGAGGAUGCGACAGUCACCUUUUGCUGCGGCGAAACAGAAUGAGCGUCGCUGCUGUGGUGUACCGUCGACAACGCAAUCAAAGACUGAUGGCCAGGGCUCACCAAGCAGGUCCAACUACGGUGAAAAGACAGAGGGCGUGUCCAAACGAGUGGAGCAAAUCAUAAAGAAAAUAUCUGAAGUUGAAAUGCACAGAAAAAGCUUACAGAGUGCAUGUGGCAAGGAGUCGAACAGAGCAAGACGGAUCGCGAUGCAGCACGAUCUGGAUCGACUGAAAAGUCAUGAAGACAGUUUGCACGAGGUCUUGAGAGCUCUGGCUCCUUCGAUAGCUCCUCCAACAAUCCUUAGCGAGCCUGAGGAAAAUUCUUCCAGUACGGACGGAAAGGAUGCAGCACGGGAGGCUGCCCCUGGCCACCAACCUACCCCUGAAGACAUCCGAAGAAAGAACAAAUCCGCUGCUCAACCUCUGCAGGAUACGAAUAACUACAGAAUUACGUCUGCUUCAGAAAGUAAGCCAGCCACACGCAGGAGGCUUAAGGAUAAGACGACAGAUCCUGUUCUCACAAGCACGCAGUCCGUACGACAGACUGAACAUGCUGUUUCGUCUUUGCCAGACCAAAGGACGAUAGAAGGUACUUCUUUGGGUAAGAUGCCCGUCCCCCCUAACCGAAAAGAUGCAGCGCAUCCUAUCAAUACAGGGCACAUUAGCGUGCGGAAGGUGCAAAUCCCGGAGGUGGAGAGAACGCUUGAUGCGGUCAUCAAGAACGGCAAAAAUAGAGCCCUUAUUUCCGCAGAGAAUUCGUUCCCUCAGGAGAUCAAGAAUCAAGAUCCGCCGUCAGUGCGUGACGACAAGAGUGAAAGAGUUUUAUUGAGAAAAGAACACGUCUCUAAGAUUACCGCACCUGUGACUCCACCCUUACCAGAUAAGAGGCACACGAUUGUAAAAGUUCCUGUAUUUAAACCAGUAAAAAGAAAAACUGACGAAGCUACUGUAGUUGGCAACAGACCAACUGUAGUUGGCAACUUACCAUCUCCGCCAACACUCAAAUCGACGAAAAGCAAAAAGACCGCCAACACGACUGGUGACUUGGUGGAGAAGAGAGACCAAAUCUUUGAACGUAGGCUCGAUGGCGCCACAAUAGCUCUGAAGCACGAGGAGGAAUCUUCAUCCUACGAGGAUUUUGAGAAUAAUAAUUACGCUCAGAGCAUGGAAGAACCUAUCCAAAGCCUUCGAGACACUGCAGACUCAGCGAACAACAACUUGACAGUUGUCGCUACACGUGGAGUUCCUGGUUACCGUGCUCCAUGCAAGCCAUCGGACACGAGACAAGACAAGAAGCGCACUGACCUCGGGGUUAGCAACACAGGAAAUGAAAAACCGAAGAUCAGUCUGAUGUCCGUGCCAGCAGCGGAAGGUGCAAAUGCUUUGGCUCUCGAUGUUGUCCCCGAAAUCUGUGCUGAUUCGGAGAAUCUAGACGACAGAAUAGAAAUAUUUCGCAUGGCCUACAACGAACCACUACAAGAACCAUCUCUACCCAACAUAAGCCUUGCCGACUCUGACUCAGAUGCGGACGACAACACCCUAGCAAAACCACAACUGCCUAAAAUGGCUGCGUCUUCCACCACUGCCGCCAGAACUUCCACGAAUUUCGUACCAGCGUUACCCACACGUUUAGCUGGUGUAGCAGACCAUGUAAACAGUCAUCCAUUUAUAACGUACGUUCGAAGGACGGUUGUGGAAGACAGGGUUGUAACCUGCUCCACUGUUAAGAAGAAGAGCGCGAAAAGCGUGAUUAACAGGCUCAGCGGGUUGGAGCACCGUGACUCUAACGUAGACACGACAGUCAAACAUGACAUUCACAGCACGCGAAAAGAAGAGACUAUCGAAUCUCAUGAUCCUAAUCUAAACAUUACGGCUGCUCCUACCAGUUUAACGGGCACACAUGCAGUGUACAUACCGUCUCCCACCUCGCCAGAAGCAAUGCACUUUCCGAUGCAAUCUGAUAUUCUUUCCAUGGAAUCUUCACCUAAAGCGGCACCUCCGAAGCCUCGCGUUAAAAAACCGGUGACUAUACGAGUAAUCGACCAGUAUGCGUCAGAGGCCUCGAAAACGGCAGCGAAUCCCCUUGACGCUGCUUUUGAGCCCCACUCAAUUUUGAAACCUCCGAAGCCCGAAGUUAAAGAGGAAGAUGUGGUUGAAGCGGUUGAAGUACAACAUGAGGAAGAGGAUGAGGAGGAAGAGGAGGAAAUGUACGAGCCUCCAGCAUCUGUCAUGGCACGAUUAGGCCGCAAAGACUCCAUAGCUGUCGCUAAACUCAAAAGGAUGAAGCCAGAGGGUGACGCGGGUCAGGAAGCUGAAGAAGCGGGGGAAGAGGAUGAGGACCAUUUUUUAGACAAGAGACAUGAAGUGCAGGAUGAAGGAGGAACAGGGCUUGAUUACAAAACCACCACUCUCAUUUCUGAAGAUGCCAAAGGUGAACCCGUGCCAAGUGAAGACUCUGCGCAUCAAAGCGCGGGUGGGAGGCAGGAUCACAUCGGGGAAGGAGCAGGCGGCGCGAGUCAAGAGAGAGUGAAUUUGGCAAACAAAUGUGACUUACCUCCUGGAACUAUAUCAGAAUCAGCGCUGCCCUCGACAGAAGCAACAGCAAAAAUAUCGUACGGUUCUAUUAGUGGGAAAAAGGAAGCACAACAUGACGAGCUUGUACAACGGAUCACAGGAGAUCACACGAUGAAGACGGAACGACAGGAAGAGAUAGUGGCGGUGGAAGGUAGCAAAGUGCCCGAAAGCAGAUCAAUGUUUGACAGUUAUGUACCAAGCCCAGGUGAUAUUCAGGAAGCACAGAAGGAGAACGCACCUGGAAAUAUUUUAGGACGCGGAGGCGACUUCGUCCUUGGGCUUGGCAUUCAAUAUCUUACAGAGAAAAGUGAUAGAGGAGGUACUGAUAGAGGAGGAGUGACUGAGGAGGUAACUCGUGAUAAGAGCCAGGUCGUAGAAUCUGCCAGCGAAACCUGCGUGCCGUCAACAGAAAUUCUAAAGGCGACAGACUCAACUCGCACAAGACCCGAAAGCGAGUCUGUAACAGUAACAGCGCUUAGUAUACACCAUCUUCCGGACGGGGACACAGAACAUGGCAAAAGCACGCCGUUGAUGCCAAGGAGUGAGGGGCAACUAUCGCCAACUAAAACCCCAAUGCAAGAUGAGAGUACUACACGGUCCGCUUAUCUCGCGCCUGAAAGUAGAGCUGACAGAGAAGAACAUGAGGCGCAACUCUUCACUGACGAUAAAAGCAGACUUGGAGUGACGCAUGAUGGAAUCGAGGAAGCAGCGUUAAUGCAAAGAACCAAAGAGCAACCGACUGCGAUAAAAUCUUCUGUGCAAGAUGGGACAACUGCACAAACUGCUUAUCUCGCCUCUGAAAGUGGAGCUGGCACGGAAAGAGAAGAUGGGACGCAGAGCUUCACAGACGAUACAAGCAACCUUGCGGUCGCGCAUGAUGAAAUCGAGGGAGCAGCGUCAAUGCGAAGAAGCAAAGAGCAACCGAUUGCGAUAAAAUCUCCUGUGCAGGAUGGGACAACUGCACGAACUGCUUACCUCGCCUCUGAAAGUGGAGCUGGCACGGAAAGAGAGGAUGGGACGCAGAGCUUCACAGACGAUACAAGCAACCUUGGAGUCGGGCAUGAUGAAAUCGAGGGAGCAGCGUCAAUGCGAAGAAGCAAAGAGCAACCAAUUGCAACAAAAUCUCCUGUGCAAGAUGGGACUACUGCACGAACUGCUUAUCUCGCCUCUGAAAGUGGAGCUGGCACGGAGAGAGAUGGGACGCAGAGCUUCACAGACGAUACAAGCAACCUUGGAGUCGCGUAUGAUGAAAUCGAGGGAGCAGCGUCAAUGCGAAGAAGCAAAGAGCAACCAAUUGCACCAAAAACUCCUGUGCAGGUUGGGACUACUGCACGAACUGCUUAUCUCGCCUCUGAAAGUGGAGCUGGCACGGAAAGAGAGGAUGGGACGCAGAGCUUCACAGACGAUACACGCAACCUUGGAGUCGGGCAUGAUGAAAUCGAGGGAGCAGCGUCAAUGCGAAGAAGCAAAGAGCAACCAAUUGCAACAAAAUCUCCUGUGCAAGAUGGGACUACUGCACGAACUGCUUAUCUCGCCUCUGAAAGUGGAGCUGGCACGGAGAGAGAUGGGACGCAGAGCUUCACAGACGAUACAAGCAACCUUGGAGUCGCGCAUGAUGAAAUUGAGGGAGCAGCGUCAGGGCCAAGAAGCAAAGAGCAAUCAAUUGCAACAAAAACUCCUGGGCAAGGUGGGACAACUGCACGGACUGCUUAUCUCGCCUCUGAAAGGGGAGCUGGCACGGAAAGAGAGGAUGGGACGCAGAGCUUCACACACGAUACAAGCAACCUUGGAGUCGGGCAUGAUGAAAUCGAGGGAGCAGCGUCAAUGCGAAGAAGCAAAGAGCAACCAAUUGCAACAAAAUCUCCUGUGCAAGAUGGGACUACUGCACGAACUGCUUAUCUCGCCUCUGAAAGUGGAGCUGGCACGGAGAGAGAUGGGACGCAGAGCUUCACACACGAUACAAGCAACCUUGGAGUCGCGCAUGAUGAAAUUGAGGGAGCAGCGUCAAUGCCAAGAAGCAAAGAGCGACCAAUUGGAACAAAAACUCCUGGGCAAGGUGGGACAACUGCACGGACUGCUUAUCUCGCCUCUGAAAGUGGAGCUGGCAUGGAAAGAGAAGAUGGGACGCAGAGCUUCACAGACGAUACAAGCAACCUUGGAGUCGCGUAUGAUGAAAUCCAAGGAGCAGCGUCAAUGCGAAGAAGCAAAGAGCAACCAAUUGCAACAAAAACUCCUGUACAUGAUGGGACUACUGCACAAACUGCUUAUCUCGCCUCUGAAAGUGGAGCUGGGACGCAGAGCUUCACAGACGGUACAAGCAACCUUGGAGUCGCGCAUGAUGAAAUCGAUGGAGAAGCGUUAAUGCGAAGAAGCAAAGAGCAACCGAUUGCAACAAAAGCUCCUGUGCAUGAUGGGACUACUGCACAAACAGCUUAUCUCGCCUCUGAAAGUGGAGCUGGGACGCAGAGCUUCACAGACGGUACAAGCAACCUUGGAGUCGCGCGUGAUGAAAUCGAUGGAGAAGCGUCAAUGCGAAAAAGCAAAGAGCAACCAAUUGCAACGAAAACUCCUGUGCAUGAUGGGACUACUGCACAAACAGCUUAUCUCGCCUCUGAAAGUGGAGCUGGGACGCAGAGCUUCACAGACGGUACAAGCAACCUUGGAGUCGCGCGUGAUGAAAUCGAUGGAGAAGCGUCAAUGCGAAAAAGCAAAGAGCAACCAAUUGCAACAAAAACUCCUGUGCAUGAUGGGACUACUGCACAAACUGCUUAUCUCGCCUCUGAAAGUGGAGCUGGGACGCAGAGCUUCACAGACGGUACAAGCAACCUUGGAGUCGCGCAUGAUGAAAUCGAUGGAGAAGCGUUAAUGCGAAGAAGCAAAGAGCAACCGAUUGCAACAAAAACUCCUGUGCUUGAUGGGACUACUGCACAAACAGCUUAUCUCGCCUCUGAAAGUGGAGCUGGGACGCAGAGCUUCACAGACGAUACAAGCAACCUUGGAGUUACGCGUGGUGGAAUCGAGGAAGCAGCGUUAAUACGAGGAAGCAAAGAGCAACCAAUUACAACAAAAACUCCUAUGCAGGAAGGGACUACUGCACGAACCGCUUACCUUGCCUCUGAAAGUGGAGCUGGCACAGAAAGAGAAUAUGAGACACCGCGGUUUACAAGCGAUACAAGCGAACUUGGCACGUUGUAUGAUGGAAACUGGGGAGUAAUGCUAGCUGCUGAGGAAUAUAUCUUGCGAAGAAAAAUUUCUCAGGGAGACGACGUUACAGAAGGUAGAAGAGCUAACACUGCUCCCCAAACGAGAGAGAGAAUCGUUUCAGAUACGACGAGAAGAUCAGAGAAGUCUGCUAAGGAUGAAGGACUCCAAGAACUUGCACUAGUGAGCGGACACGAAUCGCCAAUUGCAACCUUUAGCGAAUGGGCUGCGAGACUUACAGCACACACGGCAUCUGAAAGUGAACAUUACACGGAAAAUGUGGGAAGAUUACGGGACGCACAACGCAUUUUUGAUGGUGGUACAACCGAUCACAGCACAAAGAAAGCAGCGCCAAUUGCGCCAACAGAAUCUUCUGGGACAGACCACUUCAUGACGGGAACAGCGUAUCUAGAGUCUGAAAGCGACACUGUCGCAGAAGGCGGUCUCAAGCAGCAGCAAUACACGAAGAAGAUUAGUGGCACAAGUGCAGAACGUGAUAUAGGUGGGGAAGCAGCACAACUGAACGAACAUGUAUCUAAAGACAAUGAGGAAAAUACUACAACACGACGCGCUAUCCUUGUGUCGAAAAGCUCGGCAGAUGGUGGGCUUGAUGCGGAACAGUAUCUAGAGAAAGCUACUUCAGAAAGAUCGCCGUAUCGUGAUAAGCUAUCAAUGCCAAUCUCCAAUGAACCCGCAUCGCCAAGAGAAACGUCGGAGAGACAUUGGGGUGCAACAGGGGUGACUUACAGGGACUCCGGCGCUCGAGUCGAUACGGAAAGCGAGCUUCAAACCGCAGGUCAAAAUAUAUCCAGUACUGAUAGUGCAGCAGGACAUGAAGACGCUUACCUAACAGCGACUAUCGAUGCUAACACUGAAAAACCUCUACAUUCGGAGCCGUCACUCUCAUUGAUGGGAGUUGCCGACAAGAAAGGUGGUCCGUCAUUUUCGGGAGAUACCAAUACACAGGAUUUCGAUUUCAUUCCGAGUAGCCUAAUUCCGGGAACGAGGACACCUUCAAUAAGUACUCAGCCGCGUACCUACGGUGCAAGUGACACAUCCCACACGUCACAGAAAUUGUCUAGCAUAGCUGUUACAGCAUCUGCUGGUGAGGCGGAGAAAUACGUGGAUUCGUCGGUACUCACAAAAACAGACGACCGUUCCCGUGAUGAUUCCCAUCCGACGACAGCCGCAGAAUUGCUCAGUUUGCAUGUGGAAAACACUGAAGCGCAAGAGUUGAAAUACAUCUUCGACGAAGAGCACCGGUUGGCAAAAGAAACGAUACGUGUGUCUCAGUGCGGUAAAACAGCAGAACCGCCUGGUGACAGUUAUGGGAGGCACGCUGAAAAAAUUGAGGAACACCUAGUCGAGUAUAUCGAAGAACGUGUUCCUCACACUGCCAAACAAUAUGUUGAGGCAAAAGACGCGGAGAGUAGCGAAGUGGUAUCAGCGUUAGUCACCACAGAUGGUGAUAAGACAUCCCAUCAGAUAGAUUCCACAUCGCAGGUUGGAAUUCAGCAAAUGAUUAAACCAGAAAAUGCUCUGGAGGGGCACACAGAUGGCGAAACAGUAGCAGCAGAAGGGGGUUCUGUUCAACAGUUCGAAGGUACGGGCGAAGUCGAGGUUACCAUGGCACCACAAGACGUACCAGCAGGUGCAUCUGGGGAGGAACAUUACAAUGAUAUGCAAGAUCGGUCAAUGCUGCCUCACCUCGAGAUAGAGGAACUUAUGAGUGAGGAAGAUGCAGACGUUGCAUCAAAAGCCAACAUUGAAAUGGAAGCAGCAGAAGGUAUUGAAGAGAGUACACUCGAGGGAGCCAGUGAACUACGUAAAGAUGAAGUGAGAGAACAAAUCCUCGUUGAGCACGACAUAGAGGAAGGUACACUAUCAUCAAUGGCCACUGCACAGCAUGUAAUCAUGAAAUACCUGGAGAACAUAAGAACACGCACUCUUGGUACGGCACGUGGUUCGUUUACACCGGAACCUGUGUCUUACGUUGAGCCCAAAGAAAUGCAGGUGGCUGAAGAACGUAGGUAUCUGGAUACUAUAAAUCAUGUAGGAGAGAAGGAUUUAUUUCCUCGACGGGAAGGUGAGCUUCCUAAUGAAUCCGUAACUGAAGUACUUGGAACAGGUCCAAUUGGAACUGCGGUGGAGCGAGAUAUGUUGGGGGAACUUGCGAUGCCAGAACUUAGGGAUGUGGAGGAAACUCUGGUUCAACACUUGGUGAAUCUGACCGGUGACAAAAGACUGGCGCGACCAAAUGAGAUUGAAGAAGUGGCCAAUUUCCCGUGGCUUGCUGUUCAAACCUUGGUCUCUGAUGAGAUAGCUAGCUCUGUACCUUACCUUCCUGGCUCGAUGACUGAAGCAAUAGGACCGCCAUCUGCAAAGCCUGAGGUACGAGAGCAGUCUCCACACACAUCCUUUGUGCAAACGUCGGUACAACCUGAGAAAUUCAUGUACGGAGCAGAACGUUUCCCAGACGAAUACGCAGAUGAUUCUGCUGUGGAACCUCUUAAGGAAGCAACUAUACGACUACUGGAUCACGCUGCGAAAUUUCCUGCGAAAGAACACCCUGCAGCUGAAGCAACAGUAGCUGCUGUACCUGAAGUUGCUCGUGUUUCGGAAAACAUCACAGAUGCUCUGCCCUUUGCCCCCGAGGAAAUUGACCUGGUGUCUACAGCAGCAAUGUCACUACCGACAUUAGAUGUGCAUGAAGAAGAACAUGCAAAGGUGACAAACGCUGUCAUUAAGCAUGAACCACGAGACAAAGAAGAAUGGCGUGAACGUACUGUGGCAGGGGAGACUGGCGCAGACACGAAAGAGCCUGCGUUAGUUGAGACUCUUGAGUCUUCUGUUGUGGUUCAGGAUCACCUGAAAACAGUUCGGAGUGAAAUGACGGUGCAGCCCAUAAUGAAAACAUCGAUCGGUCUGACAUCGCUUCAGAGCAUUGAUAAUUUAGAUAUCGCAACGUCAUUGUCCUCUGCAGUUCCUGCACAAAUAGAUACGACAAUGAACACACCUGCACGUCUGGAAAGCACGCCUGCAGAUCUCCAAAUUCGCGAGCUGAAAGCAGUUGACCUCCCACCUGCCGAUGAACGAAUAAUAUACGACGACAUUGUACAACGAGAAAGUAUUGUUAACGAAUUGAUGGACGCGGAAACCAAAAUGGUUCGAUAUCUCCAAGACCUCUCCAAUGCUGUAGUUGAAAUACCAGAAUACAAAUAUGGGGCGCAUCAACCCGAAGUACGGGAGGGUAACGAGAUGCUUCAAGACGCGCAGGAACGCAAUGUGCCAGUCGCACAUGAUACACUUAUUGAACCAUCGGAAUCAAGCGAGGUUCUUGAGGUACCAAGGAUAUUAUCCCACGUCGGGGCACUGGGCGAACAAGAGUCUGAUGACCUCGAACACACGUCACAAGCGUUAAAGCCAGAUGUUUCUCACCUAGAUACUGAUCUCUUAUCGGCUUUCGGUCUUUCUCACUCUUUCAAAGGUGGUAAGGAACUGCAGGGCGCAAAUAACAUGAACGCAGUCGAGAAGUCAGAUGUGCAACCGGAUACUACAGGUAAGAUUUCAGAUGAAGUCAGCUACGUUGCUGAAUCCUCUGAAACAAAGGUUGAGGAAUUUGAGGUAUCGCUAGUAUCAGACCAACGACCAAUACUGGGGAAGCUUGAUGAGACGCCUGUGGCCUGCUUCCACUUGCAAGCGGCGGAAAGAGAAAUAGUGGAGGAGCUAAGCGCACUAAAUGUGCUAUGUGCCGACGUUCAUCCAGGAGAGGCUUCAGGAACGGAGUCGUCUUUUGCUAUAGAUGACAAGGCCCUGAAGGACUUCGAAAGUAUGGCAGAUGUUGCUAUAGCAGUUACUCUAAGAUGUACCACACAAGACAUCACAGAAGCGUCUGGGGGUGCAUCAGGCCUUCAGCUCAAGAGCAGUCAGUCGCUAGACGCAAGUCUAGCAGAGCUGCAGGAUAUGGAAGUAUGGGUAGUUAACGAAUUAGAAACAGUGUUUGAAGCGUCAGUGCGGCCGUGUUUCCUCACUGGAUACUCCAGCACGGUUGGUACGGAGCAGGGAAUAGAGAGGUCAACACCAAGCUCAGUUGCAUUACCUGCCCUGCAAGAUGUGUCGCAACACAUACCGAAAGUCCCCUCUCUGUUGUCGACAACAAAAGGCGGCGCACAACUACUAGAUGGGCUUCCAAAAGUUACAGAACACGCUGUGACUGGGAUAACAGGAGCAGCACAACUAGAAGCUGCCUCCUUCUCUGGAAUUACUGCAGAAGUAGUUCCUCACGACGCAGUAAUGUCACCGUCAGCUCAAGGUAUACCGACGUGGGAAGCUGCAGAGGUUACAAGGCAAGGUGGAAUACUACACAGACAAGAAUCCGAAACAGAAGCUGGUGCGGACCAUAAAGAACCUGCAUUAAUGGAGGUUACUAAGUCUCUCAUAAUGGUACAGGAAGACCUUAAAUCACCUUCAGUUAAAAUGGCGAUGCAACCCAUCACGAGAACAUCGGCAGAACUGUCUUCUCCAUUACUUGAGAGCGAGAGCAUUGAAGAGAUUGCAAGGGCAACGUCUUCUGGAGUUCCUUCGCCAGGGCAUGCUUCUGUAGCGGUAGAGUCACAGCAAAUACGGGAGCUGAAAGAGGCAUACCUUCCACCUUCAGCACCAGCUGGAAUGGUGUACGGUGAGCUUCCGGAACGAAUGGCAGCAAAGGAAUUCUUGGACACGGAAAUCGAAAUAGUAGGUGACCUCCAAGACUUCUCAAAUAAAAUACCAGAAUACGAAUAUACGGCUGGUCAACUUGUAGUACCAGAAAGCAACAAGAUGCUUCGAGAUGGGCAGGGACUGGAACAUACAGUGGACGUCCUUGCCGAGAUAUCGAACACGGGCGAGGUUCUUAAGGCACCAGACGUCGAAGCAGUGGAGGAACAUGCGACUGAGGACCUUGAACAUUCGUCGCUAGCGUUAGAACCAGAUAUGCCUCGCCUGGCGUCUAAAGACCGCUCUUAUCGCGCUGUGGUUGCAGACACACAUAAGGUGGAGAAGUCUCAGGCAUUGUCAGCUGAUACAGGUAACAUUGCAGGGGAAACUCAUUUCGCUUAUGAUGCUGAACCAACUAAAUCUGAAGUCGAAAAGCUGGAGGAAUCCUCAGGGUCAGGGAAGCAAGCAAUAUUGGGAGAGCUCGUUGGAAUGCCCGCAGCAUUUCCUCAGCUUCAAAAUGUUGAAAACGAAAUAGCGGAAGAACUGAGUGUGACACAUGUGCUACGUCCAGAAGUUCAUUCAGGAGGUGCUUCAGGAACAGAUUCAUUCUAUGAUAUAGAUGACAAAGCCCUUAAGGACUUCGAAAGUAUGACAAAUCAGGCAAUAGCGGUUCUCCUGCAAAGUAUCACACCGGACGAUAGAACAGAAGCUCAAAGCGGUGUGGUGAUCGACACAGGGCUUGCAGAAGCCAGAGACUCCAGCACAGUUUGUACAAGUCCACUAAGUCCAAUUGGACAACCAACGAUGCCAACAGUUUCAAGAGAGCCUCAAAAGGCACUGGCGACAGAGACUCAGGAAUUCGCGCACGAGGCUGGUCUCUUCCCCAACAAAUACACCAACGUUUCUGCAGUUGAAUGGUCCAUAUACUCACGACGGUUGAGCGCGAAACAAGAAAAGUCCUCAAAAAUUCCGGAAUUAGGGAAGUCCAGGGCUGUCCUCGAAGGUGAAGCUUCCUCAAAAGUUCCAGCAGAUGGAGAAACGAAAAGUUUGAAGCACGCAAAGUUUCUCGUAAGGGAGCCAAAAGUUACGUCUGUAGAUCAAGAGUUACAAAUACCAGUGGAAUUAGAUCGGCAAACUGAGGGGGCAGUAGAACCAGAUCAUGAAACGGAAAUAAUUUCGCAAGGAUUUAAGACAACGCCCUUUGCUCAAACUUGUCUACCUGCACGCGAAAGGUUGACUCCGCAACUGCAAGACGUGAACAACGACGUCCAUGUAGCCACUCGGGGGUCUGCUACGAAGGGAACCAUAAGUGAAGAAUUUGAAAGGGCCACUGAUGAUCAUCUAAAAACCUCUCCCCUCACACAGGAAUUGGUUGACAUUGAAGUGGUGCCGGUAAUUACUGGAGUAACUUCUGGAACGACACCAGGGACCAUCGAGCACUUAAGCCAAUUGGAAACCAUGGUACCAAAGGAGAGACCUCUGAUCGAUGUCGCCCAACAGAGUAAUGUCGAAACUGUCAGUCAUGAACCCAUAGUGCUCUGUGGCAUGGGCGAUGAUGUCAUAAAGUCCACAGAUUCUGAUACAAAUGAAGUUGUUACGCCAACGUUUCCUGACGCGCCCCGAAUGGACGAUGACGUGUUCCCUGAAUCUGAAUAUCGGUUAUCAGUUGCAUCAUCAUUAACACCAUUGACCACCGGGGUUUUUACGCCAGCCAAAAUGCAAGGCGACCUGCAAGACCAGGAAAGGUGGGAGCGGGAGACAAGGGAACAAAAUCAGGAAAUAGAGAUGCGUAAAGAUGCCGAAUCGUUAAUCGACGGAGUCCACAAGGACCCUGCAGACCGAGUGAAGGACGUUCACGAACUGCUGGUUGAAAAAAUCAAGAAUGUACAGGACAAGAUCACUAAAGACCUCAGGAAGCUGUCCGAACCUUCGAAGACUUUGGGUACUGGUGCCUCCAUGGAUGACUUCGAGGGAGAGGUAAAGCCCGGUAAACGGAAAGGACAACAAAGGGACGCUGUUACUGAGCUCAAGAGGGCGUUCAAACUUCUAUCGAAACUAAGUGGCGUGGAAAGUAGGGUUUUCACCAAAACGUCCAGAUUCGUGAAGGUUCCCAGUCCUCCCGUUGUUAUUGGCACAAUAGUGAACACAGACAAGAAGAAACAAAGAAAAUAUGUGCCGCCUUUAUCGACAAGAGAAGCUUGCGACAGGGAACCGGAAGAAGAAUCCCUGGAAGAUGACGCGUCGGCGGGCAGUGCCCAGUUGCAACGGGGCAGAAAAGCUUCCAGGAAAUCAGUUGUUGAGAAACAAGAUGAACUAUGGGGAGAUGACUAUGAGUUCGAGCCGUGGUCGCCGACUUCUGGUUCUGACUACUGGAAAAAACAGUCAAGCGAAAUAUUUAACUCUCCUCUGAGCAUUGAUAUUACGGAUUCACAGGAAUAUAGGUGGUUCAGUUUGUUACCCGGAGACGAUGUGUUGAGCAGGAAAUCCAGAAGGAGACAGAGUACAUACAGAAGGGAACAGGAGGCACUAAACAGACCUGGGUCCCACGAGGGCGCAAUGCCAACGGCCCCAUUUGCAGAAUUGCAGAUAAGAAACGCCGAGGCGGUGUCAAAACCAGGGGCAUUGCUGACGCAGCAAGAACCACCGCUGUUUUUUGACACCGAAUAUCAGCCCGAUAUUGCGACAGAUGGUCCCCUAGUCUCUUUAGCUGUAGACGCAGUGAUCCAAGAAUUCAAAGACAUCAGGGAUUUGACACGUAAGGAAACAAAACUUACACUCCAGCACAAAGGCGAAGCAAACCCAACUGAGAAAAAACGAAGUAGCAAAGGGGAAAGCGCCGUGAAGGACCAAUCGGAAGUGCCUUCUGUAUCUAAGAACGAUAAGCCGAAGGAAAAUUCCCAAGGCACAACUACUAGCGCUAACACAUUCCCAGAAAUGUGCACCGUGAUGUGUGAAUUACAACAAUUGGAAACCUCCGUUGUGGAAAGAGCACAAGAGCUGUUGGAAGUACAACAAUCGAUAAUGCCGAUAUUGCCAUAUGCACCCUCUCCACAAGUUGAAAAUGGAAUGACAAGACAAUGCAACGUAAAGGAGUCUCCAUCCAUGCGAGCAUCGUUCGGCGGUUCAGAUGACGUACGUGCAAUUGGUUCUGCUGGUAUGGCAUCCGGCAUGAAGUCUCCGCUCGAACAAGACGAUGGAAUAUCGGGUCAGAAGGCAACAAACAUAGAAGCUGAUGGCAUAUCUCAAAGAGAAACCAGAAUACAAGAAGCAAGUGGACCUACGCGUGAGCUUUCUGAUCUGGGAACAGAGUUCAAUCCCUCGAAUGGGAAUAUCCCACGACAACAUGGCUGGCGUCGACGGUCAAGACUGCGGACUGGAGGGAUCCUAGAUGAAAUACAGCCUUCUGAACGCGAAACGCGAGAUAUGACUGACGCAAUGGAACAGGACGAAAGGAACGCUGCAUAUCCUGAGGACAAGCUUGGCAUAGAGCAGUUUUCAGACUUGACAGACGCUACAUACGGUUAUUCCAGUUCCAGAUGCACCAAUCCUAUGGAUCCGAGCUGCUUGAGCAGCACCGAAGCGUCAUUGAAAGAGGAGUUUCCCAGUGAAGAAAGAUCAGUUACUCAGCGGGCAAUACUUUCCACUUGCGUCGACUUACCUUGUUCGGAGCCCCUUAAAGUGAUGUCAUUCCAUUCCGUGUUAUUCGAUAGUCUCCUUCCGACAGAUAUGGAUGCCGCCUUGCCGGUUGGUGCCCCAAAUACAAGAAUUACGCAGGAUGUAGGAACAGCUCUCGUCCCCCUUGAAGCUACUGACUGCGUUGAAGGUUCGAGUUUUGUUAAACCAAGUAAACCCGGUGCUGACAAUAGUUCAGAUGAGCUUUUCGAAACUUCCGCAAGAUGGAUAGGGUCCACUUAUGCGGGUGCACAAGAGAGAGGUUCUUCUGUUGAACUGACGAAAUUGUUUCAGCGCACUCAAUUACAGGAGAAGCUACAGCGCUUCCAAGCUUCACCUUCCCGGGAUGCGUCUUCUCUAUCGUCGUCUUCAGCGCUAGCAGACGGUAUAGAAACUGCACGGAGAUCGAAAAAUGCCUUGCAUCACACAGAAGACUUCUGUGAAAGCGCAUCGGGACAAAGUACAGCCGAUCAGACUUUCUUCAGCGUUUCUCGCUCAUUGAACUCGCCAAGAAGUGCCUCUGUAGGACGUCGUGAUCAAAGCCAGCUGUCCGAUGUGGAACCUAAAGUAUCAUGUAUUACAGAGAUAUCGUCUUCUGCCCUCCUGCAAAAUUCACCACUGAAAAUGACACUAUUAGAAAACAGCUCUGCAGCAGCAAAGGAAGGUGUAGCCCUGUCACAAUGGCAGCGAAGCGAGAGAGCACCUGGACCUAUCCGCACAGGUUCUCUACCUACAUACCGCGCAAGAACUCCGCCAGGUUCAGGUACACCUUCUCGAGAAAGUUCUGAAGCGUCUUACUGUACACCAAGGCCGUUCCGAACGUCAACUUUGGAAAGUCUGUCUUCGAAGGAAGAACAUUUACAGGUAUCUUCCUCGGAACUGGUGACGACGCCAGAGAAGCAAACACACCAGCCGUGCAGCUUCGAGUCAGCCACCACUACAGGAUCUGUGACAGUUCCAGAUGAGAAAUAUAUUGUACCACCGAACACACCAUGUCCGUGCACUGACAGUUCUACUUCUUUACAUACGGCUGGUCUGGAUACGACGGAUGUUACGACAGAUACGACGAGUAAUAUGUUACGUGAGGUUUCUCAUCGAAUAAAAGCAAUUCCAGAGCAUGGAAGUGCCAUGCAGUCUUCACUCGCCAAAGAUGUAGAUGACAGUCAUGCUUCAAGUAAGACGUCGAGUAGCAGACACAGAACCAAAUGGCGUCAACCAGAACAUUCCAUGCUGACCCAAGAUGAACAGACAAAGAGGCGGGCUCUGGGGUACGAGGAAACAAGAGUUCUCUAUUCAGAUGUUGACGUUCUACAUGGAGUAGAGGCUGCUGCUAUGUCACUUAAAGGAUUGGCGAAUUGUGCAUCGGACAGUGAGUUCUCGCAAAACAAUAUUGGGUCACAAGAUGUCUGUACACAGCGUAUACCUGCGGACACCUCUGUUGUACCGCUGGAACUAUACAAUGCUGGUCUACGCGAAAAGCAAAGUAACAUCAGCUCCGGAGCUGGGUCAUCGGUCGAACUGUACCGUGACGCCAACAGAAUAUGUGAAAUACCGUUCAACGCAGCAUCACGCAAAUCCAAGGGUCUUAAGGAAGUAGAAAGCACAUCAAUCGAGAAAUAUUAUAGACGUCUCUCUAGACUCCCUCGCCUGUUGCAUGUGGAGACCCAAAAUACACCGCAGAACACAGUGAGGGAAACAUCCCUAUUACCGCGAGUAGAGAGACAGCUAUUUCAGAAGGAGUUACCUAAGGAACACAAUGAGAAACAAGGUCUCGUGAAAGCAUGCAAGGAACAUUCUGAAAAGCAAAUGCGAGAAGAAAUUUGUGGUCAGCCUGAUACGCUCAUGGUGUUACAAACGACGGGAGAGAGGUUCCCGUCUAGGAAAGCCUCCCCUGCCUCUGUAUCGCUGCUACCAGGAAAGCAUCCCUUUAAGACAAUUUCUGGUGAAAGACACUUAUCCCUGGCAUCACACUGGGACAAUGAACCACACCCCGAACACUUGGAGAAUCCAGGAUAUGCCGUAAGAGCAAGUACCGGCAGAAGUUCCAAUUCAUCACUUAGAGCUCCAUCGCUAGACGACGUGCAACUGACCUGCAGUCAAAAUCGCAGCAAUGCACAAGAACGAGACGAUCUAUUCGUUGCGUCAUAUGAAGAGCCAUCUGGACAGCAGUAUCCGUCCUUCGUUUCAGAGCAUCUCACCGCGAAUGACCAAGAGACAUCAGUGAAUGCAGCAUCGAAUUCUAGCCCCGAACUAGAUGCCGGAGUGAAGCGCUACGACGAUCACAAUCCUAACGGUCUGGGUAUGGAGCUUCGAACUCAAGACCCUUUAAACCUGGUCGGUAGCGAAUGUUUCCCAAAGAAGGGUCUCGACAAGGACUUCAAAACAGUCAAAGGUCAAAACCUCAGACGACGUUCUACAACGCCUCCGUAUAGUGUGAGUCUUUGCGAUGGAUACAAGACAAAAGAGAAACCAAGCGUUCUGAUGGAAGCAAAGAUCGAGGUCUAUGGAAAAGGAAAAGUUUCCUUUAUUUUUGACGCUGUAGCGGACGGUGUGGAGGAUGCCGAGCGUGUGCCUAGUAUAAAACCAACCGAACAGGCUGUAGUUGAAGAUAGCUCGCCUCCGAAAUACGAUGGAGCUAUUGACGUAGCGGAACACGUUAACGAAACCACGAUAGCAGAAGCGCAUGUGGAACCGACUGACGCACAUGCAAAGCAUUCGGAUCUCACACAUGCUGAAUUACCAGACACCGCUACGGUAGCGGCUGCAAAGGAAGUAACUGAAGGCUUUAAGAAAGCAAAGGCGGUAUUGUCUGCCUCCGGAAUCGCGGCAUUUGAGCGGUCAGAAAUAUUUGAGCGGCAACCGCUUGACGAGCCCGCUCCUGAAGUUCUAACGCAAGUUGAAUUGGCAACAGCGUCCACAGACGUAAAGGAACUGGCAAAACCUACUCGAAGUGCGAAAGUUUCAGAGGGCAGUGGUCACGAAAUCGUUGGGGAACCACUGAAAACUAAGGAGCUUGAGGGUGUUAAACAUGAAGCAGAAGAGUUGCCUCAGGCAUUGUCAUUGUCGUUAGCAGAAGCGGUUGCUCAAGGAACACCGAGAACGCUACGUGAACUGGAAUGUUCUUCACAUGAGAUAGAAAAGGCUCUUGGGCUACCAGCGCCAAUGGAACCUGCGUUUUUUCGCCCUGAACGUUCACAAGAAACGGCAGAAAGGACAUCGUUGUUAGGCACACCUAUAGCAGGGGCGCCUACUGAAAGCCAUGAGGACAUUCGACUGCAAACUCAGGAACCAACUGGCGAGACACAUGCAGAAAUGCAUAAAAGUGCCGUGGACGCAGAAGACGUCAGAGAGGCCACGAAGAAGCUACGUGAAUUGGAUACUGCGAUACAUCCAAAUUUCGAUGCACUGACAACGGAGUUGACGAUAAGGCAAAAUGUACCGCCAGAACAUAUCGGUGAAGCAUUGCAGACAUUGGGUCAAAUUGUAGCUGUCACACAAGAUGUAGUCAAAGCAUAUACCGAGGUGCUGGCUGCUCUUCCAACACAGCUCGAAACUAUAGCAGUUGAACAGCUUCAUAAAAUAGCAAAGGAACCGCAGAAAGAAACUGCGAUAACUACGCCUGUAGGAGACAGUGUAGAGGGUACGCCGCUUGCUGCACAAGCACGUUAUGCGGAAAGUCAAGAAGCUGGACUGUCCGGAACAGCUUCUUCUGUAUUAGAAAUAAAUGCUUUGGAUACUCAGAAGGCCGAAAAAGAGGCAGAGCCUUUACCGACUGGCGUAGCAGCAGUUAUGUCAACUGAAGAGGACGCGGACCUGAUAGAAUUGAAGAAGGAAAAUGUAGUAGAACGAGUUACAGAGGCAUUGGGACGUCUAGGAGAAGUUGAAGGAACGAUACAGGAAGUAAUAAAGGCAUAUUCCGAAGCACCAUCUAUGGACAGCACAGCUGCACCAGCGUCGUUCAACACAGAGGAACGGGUUGAAGACAAGAUUAGAAGUGAGCCACCGGUCCUUGAACCUGUCAAUUUGCUGGCGUCUGCACUAGCAACUGAGGAUACACAAUUUGAAGGGCUUGUGUCUCGAAGCGAACAAAGGAUAUCAACAGUUUCACCAAUCACUCUGAAAAGAGUACAAGGCACAGAACACUUGCCAGUUGACGUGCCACAUAAAAUGUUAGCGGAAGAAUUGGUUGCCGAAGGUGUUCCUGAGGAAAAUGGUGUGCCCGAGGACGUGACAGCUGCAGCGACAUCAACUACACUAACGUCAGCCACAGUGAUUGCAGACUCAGCUGUACACCAGACAGUGCCAGGCGUUCAGCUUGUGCGUCCGGAUACACGAUAUGAGCAGCAUGGCAAAACGGAUGCCUUAACUAUUGCUCAGCUGCCGAAGGAGGGCCAAGAUACGGAGGCCGCCACUGAAGUUCCUCCACACGGUACACAUGAAGUCGGAAAAGAGGAAACGAUGCCUGAAGGAGCUGAAGGGUUGCCUUCAAGAGUGGAAGAUGUGAGUCAGUAUGAUGCCAAGGAGGUAAGAGAAAUCGUUCCUUUCGAAGUACAUGACGUGACCCCUCGGUCUGAAGAACCCCUGGUUCCCUUGGUCCCUGAAGUAGCAGAACGCUUUGCACUUACCCAAGGGAAAGUACCCGAGACGUUAGAUUCUGGUUCGCCUGUUCAGGAACAUGUGGAACAGCAUACGGCAUUAGAACAAGACCACAAGGUCACUCGUUCGUUGGAAGCUGGUGCUGAAGAGCUGAUUUUGAAGGAUGAGGUAUCAAAGCACGGAGCUGACGCCACAGAUAGCACGGACGCUAUUGAAGAUUUGCGCUUACCCAUGCUGGAAUACAUUCCUGUACUAUAUGAGGAUGGCACGCCUAUUCCUGAGGAAGUCAUCCGGGAACUUAAGCGAGCCCGAAAUUUGUUAGACUAUGAAAUGAAAAUAUCCAGAGAGCUAGCCAAGGAACAGCUUAUGGAGGAACUUCCUACGAUUGAUGAGAUCAAAGCGCCGUGUGCGAAAGGACAUGACGGAAGAACACCCUCUGUUGAAUUGGAAACAAAACUGGAGGAAGCCUACGAACCUUUAGAUUUAAAAAAUGUCCCAUUCGAUGUAAGUAGUACGGACUGGGAAAGAGAACUGCGUCAACUUCGUGACUUCCGCCUGCACUCCGAGGCUAAGGAGCCUAUAAAUAUGAAGCCCAGCAUAACCAUGGAGGAAGAAAGGAGGGUUCCUGUCGAAAUCACCUCGACAACCAGCGAAACUGAACCUUCUGAAAUUCUGCGCGAACUUGACGUAAUAAAGACAAUAAGCGGGGGUUAUAGGGUCCUCGUCAAAUGCGAACGUGAAGUGGAGCGGCUUUGUCCAGGUGCGGCACCCUUUAUUUUGACUGGACAGCUGCCUCAAACUAGUAGGGUGCCGAGCUCUGAAGAAAGGGUACCCCGUGCCUUACUUGCUGAAGGUGCGGCAUUCAGACCUGGACGUCAAACAGUGCCUAGCACUUUCCAGCAAAGCGAAGUGUCAAGUGAGGACGAGACAGGGGAGGCACGCAAAGAGAGGCAUCUUACCUUAGCUGCUGCUGAAGCGGCCAGUAGCGAAGAAAAACGCCACUGGGGAACGUCAGUUUCAAAAAAGACUGUGCGUGACAUGGGGAGAGACAGCAAUAUUACUUCACGAUACGAAACGAAGGAAGCAGCGAAGACUGAUAACAGUUUCCUUCCGAAAGGUAUUUCUAAGGAAACACAUUUAAGGAGAAAGCGUACGUCAUUGCCGACAUCUGAAACAAUUGAGGUCCCACCACGUACUCUGGAAAUUCCAACAGAGGGACAACGUGAGGACGCCAGUAGUUUGCGCGUCGAGCAAGCAAUAGAAACCCAGAUCGCGCCGGAACCCCAAGCGAGCGAAGUACUAGAUGUGUCAGGCUGUCGCUAUGCAGCUCGCGAUGAUACGGGCGAAAAAGGACGGAUGGGAGGAGGACACAUUUCUAAGGAUGAGGCUGCACCAUUCGAAGCUUUUGUGCAGGUAUCCGGAGACACUGGAGGGGAAGGAGAAGUGCAGUCUUUUCAAAUGCAGGAAAUCGGAAACAGGGAGAUUGUUCUCAGGGAAGCCUCUAUAAAAGAAUGGGAGCCACCGUCGCAGAAAGUUUUCGUUGAAUACGAGGACAACUCACUUUUUACAGACCGAGACCUCCCACAGUGUCUAAUGGGUGAGGAACUACUACUGGCUCAGAAAUGUUCAGGGGUGGAAAACGCAGCAGAAAGUUCAGUUCAGGAACUACAGGGACGGCCUUUGAAGUACGAAAGCGACAGUGAAUCCUCGUUUGAAGCCGUGUGUGUGAACUCACCAAUCCACAGAAUCCACUCCGAACUGAUCAAAGCGUGCGUGCCUGUUGAAUCCCUCGUGGGAAAGUCUCCAAAAGGGCCUUCAGUUCUUAAGACGGAAUCAGAACAAGAUGUAGUUGUCCUCUGGACCCGGGAAGAAAUGUCCUCGGAUGGAUAUGCUGCAGCAGAAAUGCGAGCAGAACGCCCAUUGCCUUCAGACAGCAUAGUUGAAUACCUUUCAGAACACCAUUCUGUUGUCGAAAGGGCGACUGAUUCCGAAGCCCUUGUUUCCUGCGAACGAGAGGACAAGCCUAUAGACGUUGAUGCUGUGGAAACUUUGACCGAACGAUCAGGUGACCUUGGUGAAUUCGCACAGGGCAUGCCGGCUGAAAGAAAAUGGGCACGAAUUGAGAUGCAAAGCAAGCAAGACCAGAAAGUUAUCACCGUAGAAGUAAACAACAUUCAAGAACUUUCGAAAAUAUCCAGCGAAACGAUUGGAAAAAGACUCGUUGCAGACGUAGAAGCUGUGCAGUUGACUGAUCUAGGUCUUUCAUCUGGGAGCAUACUAGAAGACGAGGCAGUAAUAUCCACUGGCAACAGGAACAUCGAACAGCUUUCAGACUGUUCACACGAACUAAUCGCUAAAAUGCAAGAGCAAAUCAGAGAUCAAGAUGCAAGAGGAAUACAAGCAAGGUCGGAGCCAGUCCCUUCUGAAAGAAAAAUCAAAGCCUCCGAAUUUCCGGAAGCAAAUCGAAGGACAUCAUUGCAGACAGCUAUGCGUCCCCGUUAUACCGGCGAGGUUGAGCCUGCGACGCCCCAACCCACGAUCCAGAAACUAUCCCUCCCUGUUGCCACACGGUAUGCAUCGCUCGAAGAAACGCAUAGGGAAGACAGGCCAAAAGUUCCCCUUGAGAUUACGAUGGGACGUCGCUUGGAGAUGGAAGAUCAGAAGCCUUUUCCUGGAACUCCAGCAGGAGAAGGGCAGGUUGGAGUGCCGCCAUAUGAAGUUGGUGCAGACCAUACAGGCGCACAAAAGCGCGAGGAGGAAUCCAAGCACGCUGAGGUAGAUAGGCAGUUACUACCUUUACCUUCCCGCGAAAUGGUGCCCUAUCCCGAAGUCAAAUGGAUCGCUUCGCGCUCCCUCACAUCAAUCGAUUUGGAAGACCAACUGUUCCACAAGCAAAGAGCCAAGAGGCUUUCCAGCGACCACUACGCUGAGAGGGGUGCAACUUUCACAGCGACGUACAAAGAUCCACUACUAAGACGGCCGCAAACCUGCAGCAUUGAUACGCAGACCGACAUAUGUGCCCCGUUUUCGUUGACGUCCACAGAGUUUGCAGUAUCGAGCAAGGACGUCCGAGAUGCUUCUACGUACGCCUUUUUCUCUGACACGGAAGAAGGACGGAGGGUUCAGGACGACAUUCUACCGCUUUACCUGCACCGGGUCACACUCAAUGACAAGCCAUCGAUCGCAGAGAUGAUCCGAAAGCUAGCACCGUGCAGUGAAGAAUGGGAAGCAGCAGUUCCCUUGAACUGGAAGGUGAACCCAGCGAAAGACCUGGAGAAGUGGCCGUCGCCCUGUGUUCAAGAUAUCCGGUCUACAACCAUACUCCUCAUGGGAGGAAUUAACCUCAGUGCGCUGGACCAGGUCCUGACAGGGUGCGUCAUGCUUCGAUACAACGUGGACGAGAACGAGUGGAAACGUUGCAGCAUGAUGCCUUUGCCACGUUAUGGUCACAGAUGCGUCUACUUGAGCGGAGAGAUCUACGUCGUCGGCGGCUUCGACAACCGGGAUGCCACAUACGGUUUGCGCAUGUCCACCAGCUUCUGCUUUCGCUACAACGCUCAAACCGGAGAGUGGAGUGCCACAGCGCCGUUAAGGCACGCCCGUGGGUACCACGGCGUCACAGUGCUUGAUAACCAAAUCUUCGCUGUCGGUGGCGUAGACGCCAAUGACCUGUUACUCUCCAACGUGGAAUGCUACGACACUGAAGAGGACACGUGGACCGUCCUGCCUAAGGGCCUAUAUUGCGGUCGCAUGGGCAUGGGAGUUGCAGCCUUCCAGAACAAGCUCUGGGUGGUGGGAGGCAUCGUACAAAUCGCUGGCCUGCAGACUUGUUCUACUGCCUACGUCGAAAUAUACAACCCAAUGACUCAGCAGUGGACAUAUGCCGCCAAUUACCUUCCAUCACCCCGGACGUGCGUGUCGCUGCUGAACGUGAACGACAAUGCCUUAUACUGCUUCGGCGGCAUAUUUUACAACUGCGUGGGGCCGUCGCGAAAGCUGCUAACCAUCGAAGACAUUCUUCAAUUCAACGAUAGUAAUAACAUGUGGAAGCAGGUGGACUCUCUGCCAUCUCCACGCCAUAAUGCCCACAUCUUACAGUACAGGCACCAGGUGUUUGUGGUAGGCGGACAGGACGUGGAGCGGCCCGACGAUCCCCUGCACGGCGUCCUCAGCGUGGACACAUCGGGCAGAAAGUUCCAAUGGAAGGCUCUGAAGGACGUGCCGUUACCUAUCUCGGCCUACGGGGCUGUCAUCAUCCCACCCCUGGAAGAGCCAGCCCAGCGCCCGCCCAAUUGACCUCCACCGGAUAACAAACUGGCUAUUGCCAGAAUCACCAUAGGAUCUCAAUAAAUUAUUCUAUGUCCCUAUCAAUAAAUUAUUCUAUAUUCCUGUAAUAAACUGGUCUUCGGCUAUUUGAGGCA